Molecule: messenger RNA, 2216 nt
Organism: Oncorhynchus kisutch (coho salmon)
Lineage: Eukaryota; Metazoa; Chordata; Actinopteri; Salmoniformes; Salmonidae
Product: synuclein
Exons: 6
Coding region: 253-612 (119 amino acids)
Biological process (GO): chemical synaptic transmission; synaptic vesicle endocytosis; synapse organization
Cellular component (GO): neuronal cell body; axon terminus; cytoplasm
Molecular function (GO): cuprous ion binding
Source: RefSeq, a predicted model, not a curated record
GCUGCUCUCCUUGUUGAGGGUGUUCCAAUCUGCCUCAGCAGUACAGAUCAGUCCAGCCCCGCUCUCUCAUAAGAGCAGCGCAUGCACGUACGCUCGCAUACUCACACACCCAACACGCAGAGAUACACACUCGCAGGCACGCUCACACACACAGACGCACACGCAGACAGGCACACCGAGCAGCCUCAUCUACCAGCUCCAAGACGCAGCCAGAGCCAGCUAAAAGACACAGCCCCAUAACAGCAGACCAGCAUGGAUGCACUGAAGAAAGGAUUCUCAAUUGCCAAGGAGGGCGUCGUGGCAGCAGCGGAGAAGACCAAGGCAGGUGUGGAGGAGGCAGCUGCCAAAACUAAGGAGGGAGUCAUGUAUGUGGGGAACAAGACAAAGGACGGGAUGGUAGCAGGUGUGAACACAGUGGCCCAGAGAACGACUGACCAGGCCAAUAUUGUCGGGGACGCAACGGUCGCCGGGGCCAAUGAGCUGUCUCAGCAAACAGUGGAGGGGUUGGAGAAUGUGGCAGUGAACUCCGGAUUGGUGAACCAGGAACAGGGACAGGAAGAAGCUGUAACUGAGGGUGACUUCUCACAGGGAGCUGAGCAGGCCGGACAGUAGGAGUGUUGGUCCUGACCUCAGUGAUUAGCAGCGGUCUCCCUCGUCUUCUGUUUUAGAAGAGCUGCUGCUUGUCCUGCGUAUCCCAUCGUCACCUCAUGGGUCCUGGGGAACCUUACUGCCCCCAGCGUCUCCUCUCUGAUGCUUUCUUUGUGUGAAUCGAUGGAAACAACAACACAAAAAUCUAAAAGAUCCUCCCCAACCAAAACAACCCUCAACCAUAAACACUCUACACAUUCCUACCCUAAUGCCUUUACCGUCCAUAUACCUCAUCCCCGACAUUUACCCACCUUACCACUGUGACCAUCCUCACCCACCAUCCCCUGUGCCCACUCAAGAUCACCUUACCACACAUACAGUACACACACGCAUAUACACCACAACGUUGAGAAAGACUUCUCAGAACAAUAUAUAUUUUUUCUCCCCAAGAGUUUCGGCAAUGUGAGACUUACUGGUAGUGUUCACGCUGUCAGCUAACGUAACACGUGUACUUAUACUGUAGAUGUACUUAUAUCAGUGUAUGCUUUAGUCAGGUUUGUUGAUUAAUAUGUGUUUGAAGCCUGUGUAUAUUUAACCCCUUGUGUCUUAAUGCCUGACAUCCCCUUAUUAUGACAGAUCGGGGUUCAGGGUCGGAGUGAAAGUGGAGUUAUGGGUUAACAGGAUCAUAUUGUCUGUUUUACUCCCCAUAUUCACAUGACCGAUCACGUUACCCAGUCUCACACCUUCAAUGGGGCUGCAGUACAUACAGGGAACUAUGUAUCUCAUAAACAGAUACUGUCUGGUGUUUCCAGCUGUCUUUCCACUCAAACCUGGGUCUGCAAUUAUAGCGUUAUCAAAGAGAGAAAGGUUACAUCAGGAGUUUGCAAUGGCCUUUAUAAUUUCACUAGUUGCAAUGAAAGGCAAUAAAUAAGAUCUGUUGAGGUGUUUUUGCAUGUGAUCAGAUUAAAGAUAAAGUGCCCAACAGAUUCAGUAUGUAGGCCUACCUCAGAAGUGGAUGCAAGUAGUCGCCAGGUGAAAUACCUUGACAUCAGUGGUGGCUGGUAGGAGGCGUUAUAGGAGGAUGGGCUCAUUGUAAUGACUGGAAUGGAAUAUAUGGAACGGAGUCAAAUGUGGUUUCAUGUCAUUCCAUUUAUUCCAUUCCAGCCAUUACAAUGAGCCCAUCCUUCUAUUAGCGCCACCCCACCAGCCUCCACUGCUUGACAUCCCAUACAUCUGGUUUCAGACGAAACAAAUCUCUCCACCCAUUCGUCAUGCUUUUACUGCUCAGUCAUACAAGACACACCUCCUGUCACUCAACAAUGUGCCCUGGCCCCUCCCCUGUGUCUGCGCUCCUGGCUAAAACAGGUCUUUUAAACCAUUACAGUGUUUGCCCUUUGAAGCCAUCUGAAACGAGACUGCAUGUUGCCUUACUAACAACCAGACACAUACUCAGACACACAUUCAUUGGUACUAAAAACAACCUCACAAAUUAAAAUGCACAUAUCACACAUUUAUCCAAGAAUUAGAGGUGACACAUUCACACAGACAUGCAAAUAUAUGUUGGUAUCAAAGCAGACUCUUUUAUAAACAGUACAACUGAACUGAAAUAAAAAUGUUUAAAUCCAAAA